Lutzomyia longipalpis is the source of this 1454-nucleotide messenger RNA. It is a transcript of the gene ND-39, whose product is annotated as NADH dehydrogenase [ubiquinone] 1 alpha subcomplex subunit 9, mitochondrial. Gene Ontology annotation, molecular function: protein-containing complex binding. Gene Ontology annotation, cellular component: mitochondrion. The transcript has 3 exons. Bases 92 to 1312 code for a protein of 406 amino acids. Lineage: Eukaryota; Metazoa; Arthropoda; Insecta; Diptera; Psychodidae. The record is from RefSeq and is a predicted model, not a curated record.
CUUGCGGAAUUUUUUAGCAACACUUUGCCUCAAAUCACCUGUCAAAAAAUAAAAACAUCUGAGAAUUUUGUGAAUUUUUUUCACCGUGAAAAUGUCGGCAUUAGUGCUAUUUAGUAGUGCUCAAAUUGCACGACAAAAUGCCGGGAGCCUUGGGGUACUCUGCACUAAGGCACACUACUCCACGGAUGCACCACGAGCCCUCCGAACGACGGAUCUCGCCGCCAUGAAGCGUGGCACUGGCGGCAGAUCGAGCUUCAACGGAAUGGUGGCAACUGUGUUUGGAUGCACGGGCUUCAUGGGGCGCUAUGUGUGCAAUAAAUUGGGUAAAAUUGGCACACAAAUGAUCCUCCCAUACCGUGGUGAUCACUACGAUGCCAUCCGUUUGAAGGUAACCGGUGAUUUGGGGCAGGUUCUCUUCCAAUUCUACCACCUUGAGGAUGAGGAGUCCAUCCGGAAGGCCGUGCGACACUCGAAUGUCGUAAUAAAUCUCGUGGGGCGCGACUGGGAGACGAACAAUUUCCACUUCAACGAUGUUCACGUUGAGGGGGCACGACGUCUCGCAAGGAUUUCCCGGGAAAUGGGCGUGGAGAGAUUCAUUCAUGUUUCAGCCCUCAAUGCUAGCCCCCAUCCUGAGCCACUAAUCCUCAAGGAGGGCAGUAAAUUCCUCAAGAGUAAGUACUACGGGGAAUUGGCGGUGCGGGAUGCAUUCCCCGAGGCAACAAUCUUCCGACCAGCUGAUAUCUACGGGCAAGAGGAUAGAUUCCUUCGGUACUAUGCUCACGUGUGGCGAAGGCAACUCCGAUGGAUGCCACUGUGGCACAAAGGUGAGAAGACCAUCAAACAGCCCGUCUUCUGCUCGGAUCUAGCUCAGGGGAUUGUCAAUGCAGCCAAGGAUCCGGAUUCAGCUGGGAAAGUCUACCAAGCUGUUGGUCCUCGUCGGUACUAUUUGUCAGAACUUGUUGAUUGGUUCCAUCGUGUUAUGCGCAAGGAUGCAAAUAUGUGGGGAUACGUACGCUACGAUAUGCGCUGGGAUCCAUCAUUUAUGCUAAAAGUGCGUCUCACGGAGACCAUUUGCCCAUCCUUUAAGGUUGCUGACCUGCAUACGGAGCGCGUUGAGCGGGAAUAUGUGACGGAUGUGGUGCUCCCAUCGAUUGCCACCCUUGAGGAUUUGGGGGUAACGCUGACGAAGAUGGAGGAUCAAAUCCCAUGGGAAUUGCGCCCAUAUCGUGCAGCACAGUACUAUGAUGCUGAAUUGGAUGAAUUUGAGAAACCAGCACCGCCAAAUUACAUCGGAGCCGCUGCAAGAGUUUGAGGAGGAGGAGGAACAAUGAAGGAGGCGCAAUUUGGAGACGAUUUAUUUGUUUUAUUGAUAAAACCUCUGCUGAUGUGCCAGAGCACGGCACGAGCUCUGAAAUGUGAGAGGGAUAUAGCGCGGAAUAGAUCAAGUUAAAUUA